AUGAUAAAUGACACAUUAAUUUUAUUAUUUGACCUGCUAAAUACUUGCUUGCAUCAGGAUGCAAUAGAUCCUACAAUUUAUGGUAUAAUUAAGAAGGAAGAGUGGAGGUUCAAAGAUGCUGAAAUUAUACAAGAAUGUUAUAUGAAAUUAAAUAAACCAGUUAAUGCUGAUGACAAUUUACAAUACACUUAUCUUAACAUGAUUAUCGAUCAUAUUUUUACAAAUUCAAAUACAGAAAAAAAUUCCAUUGCAUUUGGAAUAGCCAUUGCUCUAAAAUAUUUUGACCCCUUAAAGAGAAUUAAUAUGGUUCCAACUGAAGUCAUAGAUCGGAUGAACUACAUUCUUGAAAGGAUACAAGUCAUGAAGCUCGAAAAGUUGUGA
Cetraspora pellucida is the source of this 381-nucleotide messenger RNA. Lineage: Eukaryota; Fungi; Glomeromycota; Glomeromycetes; Diversisporales; Gigasporaceae. The record is from the annotation of a GenBank genome assembly.